Messenger RNA from Dacryopinax primogenitus, 261 nucleotides. RefSeq lists its product as uncharacterized. The annotation marks the transcript as partial. The transcript has a single exon. Gene Ontology annotation, biological process: tRNA wobble uridine modification. The record is from RefSeq and is a predicted model, not a curated record. NCBI's taxonomy places the organism in Eukaryota, Fungi, Basidiomycota, Dacrymycetes, Dacrymycetales, Dacrymycetaceae. Gene Ontology annotation, cellular component: cytoplasm; elongator holoenzyme complex; transcription elongation factor complex.
AUGUCUGCCUUCAAGAGACGGUUGCCAACUUCGGCCCAACAAAAUUUACCAGGUGUUCGACUAUGUGCACUGUCUCCCUUUCACCCGAUCAUGUCUACUGGAGUCCCUUCUCUUGAUGACGUCUUGGGUGGUGGAUUGCCGCUGUCGACUUCCUUGCUCGUCCAAUGUCCGGAUUCUUAUUCUGCUUGGACCCUGCUUGUUCAGAAAUAUUUCAUAUCCCAAGGACUUCGUUCUGGUCAUGACAUUUGCUUGGUAGGAGAU